Molecule: messenger RNA, 1068 nt
Organism: Plasmodium yoelii
Lineage: Eukaryota; Apicomplexa; Aconoidasida; Haemosporida; Plasmodiidae
Product: conserved Plasmodium protein, unknown function
Exons: 8
Coding region: 1-1068 (355 amino acids)
Source: RefSeq, a predicted model, not a curated record
AUGGAACAGAUAGCGAUGUCGACCAAAAAUAACAUGCCUAACAAUUUUGGAUCUGUUAAAAAAGAUGAUGAUAAAUAUAAUGUAAACUUAAGAAAUAAUAAUGAAGUUUCAAAAAAUGAUAUAUUUAAUUCUUUUUUUGAAAACUUUAAUAAUAUAUUCACAUUUAUAAAAGAUACAAAAGAAAAUAAAAAUGAUUUAGAAGAUGAAAUUGAUGAAGAUUUAAUAAAAACACUUUAUAAUUUAUGUCAAAAUUUUAUAAAUUAUAUAAAACAAAUUAACGAUUUUGGUAAUAUGCACCUUAGUAAUAAAGAACAAGAAGCAAUUAUAGAAUCUUAUGAAAAACUUGUUAGACAAUGUAAACAAUAUAAUGACAAACCUCAAGUAAAACAGUUGGAAAAUGACAUUUCAAAUUUAUUAGAUUUAUUGUUUAACAAUACUGCUGAGGCAGUUAAUACCCUGUUUUCAGCUGACUCUUUCUUCAGCACACAUGUGGAAAAUUUAAAACUGAAAUUAACUGAAAGAAAUCAAAAAAUAGAGUUUGAACAAGAAAGAUUGAAAAAAUUAGAAUUGGAAGCAAAAAUAGAAGAAUAUGAUGGAAUGUUUGAAAAAAACAAAGAAAAGAAUAACGAAAUGGAUGAGACAAUAAUCAAACUAAAAAAAGAUAUUAACAAGAUUACUGAAAAGAUUGAGAAAUAUGAUACAUAUAUGAAAAAAAAGAGAAAAGAAAUCGACAUAAAUUUUUCAGAUAAUUUAGAUUGCAAAGAAAGGAUUAAAUUAUUAGAAGAAAACAUAAAAGCUCUUGAAAGAAAUAUAAAAACUACACAAUUGUCUCCUUUAAAAAUUGUGCAAAGAACUGAUAAUUUUAUUAUUUUAGAAUUUAAAACAAUACGUAGAACGACACAAUUUCGUGUGAAUAACAUUCAGUCUGACAAUGUGCAUGUGGAAAUAAAUCCGCCUGACAAAAAUUUAUUAUCAUACAUAAAUGGGAAUAUAAAAAAAUGCAAAGACGUUUCAGAAAUAACUUAUUUAAUUAAGGAAGCUAUAUAUUUGAAUGCCCUAGAUAUUUAA